Molecule: messenger RNA, 348 nt
Organism: Striga asiatica
Lineage: Eukaryota; Viridiplantae; Streptophyta; Magnoliopsida; Lamiales; Orobanchaceae
Source: the annotation of a GenBank genome assembly
AUGGCGUGCUGCAUCUUCACGUUGGCAGCAACGGAAAGAUCAAUGAACGAGGGGUUCGGCAGGGCUAGUCGCUCCGUAGCCGACACCAUCCAGUAUCGGAUGUCGGCCUCUUGCUUCACGACUCCAAUCUGCUCGAGCAUAAGCAAAUCGAAAUGGGCGACACCUCCAAUGGUCUGCCUCCCUUGCAAAUCGAUCCCGAGAUGUUCGGCCAAACAUGUGACCAGUCCUCCCACCGCGAUGGGAUCACGGCGCGACUGGACUCGAAACAGCCCGUCGAUGAUAGCAGGAAUCGUCUUCAGUCGUUUCCCCUUAAGCAUGCACCAGAGCAAUUGUAGCUCAACCUUUUGA